Leptonychotes weddellii (Weddell seal) is the source of this 3292-nucleotide messenger RNA. NCBI's taxonomy places the organism in Eukaryota, Metazoa, Chordata, Mammalia, Carnivora, Phocidae. The record is from RefSeq and is a predicted model, not a curated record.
UUCCAAAUUAUGCUCUAGUGCUCUCCUUUUGCCCAGAGGUCCCAGUAGAGUCAUGCCAGCAAGUCCUGGGCCCCUCCUGAUGUCCCGUGAGGCGUCCAUCACCCCGCUGCACUCGAGAGGCCCGCAGGCCCCACCCCAGAGCCCUGGUCACAGAGCCACCUCCUCCCGGCCAGUCCUGCCGUAGCCCCGGAGGGAGACCGUGGCCAGGAGCCUCUCCCAGGACCCAGGACCGUGAGCACCAGGGGCCUACCUCCACUCCCCCUGCGCCCUCACCGCCGUGUGGACGGGAACCAGGUGCUCUGGGGGGCAAGGGGGGCCCUCCACCUCCACCGCCCACGUGCCCACCCUGGGUGGGUGCAGCCCCGUCCGCCCCCCGCCUUCAUGCCCGCAGCUUCCGGAACGCGGUGGUACCGUGUCCUGGGCGUCGUGGGGUCUUCCUGAGCUCCUUCAGACCACCUCCUUCUGCGGCAGGUGCACCGCGGCCACCGCACACCCGGCCUUCCGUCAGCCUGAAGAUGGCCGUGCUCAGGCAGCUGGUGCUCCUGCUCUGGAAGAACUACACUGUGCAGAAGCGCAAAGUCCUGGUGACCGUCCUGGAGCUCUUCCUGCCCUUGCUGUUCUCUGGGAUCCUGAUAUGGCUCCGCUUGAAGAUCCAGUCAGAAAAUGUUCCCAAUGCCACCAUCUACCCCGGCCAGUCCAUCCAAGAGCUGCCCCUGUUCUUCAGCUUCCCACCUCCAGGCGACACCUGGGAGCUCGCCUACAUCCCGUCCCAGAGUGACGCUGUGAAGACCAUCACGGAGAUGGCACGGAGGACGCUGGUCAUCAACAUGAGAGCUCGCGGCUUUCCCUCGGAGAAAGACUUUGAGGACUACAUCAGGUACAACAACCGCUCCUCCAACGUGCUGGCCGCCCUGGUGUUUGAGCACACCUUCAACCACAGCGGGGAGCCCCUGCCUCUGGCGGUGAAAUACCACUUACGGUUCAGCGACACACGAAGAAACUACAUGUGGACCCAAACAGGCUCCUUUUUCCUGAAAGAGACAGAGGGAUGGCACACCACUUCGCUCUUCCCACUUUUCCCAAACCCAGGACCAAGGGAGCCUGCGUCCCCUGACGGCGGAGAACCUGGGUACAUCCGCGAAGGCUUCCUGGCCGUGCAGCACGCGGUGGACAGGGCCAUCAUGCAGUACCACGCCAACGCCUCCACGCGUCAGCUGUUUGAGAAGCUCACCGUGAUCGCGAAGAGGUUCCCUUACCCCCCUUUUAUUUCGGACCCCUUCCUGGUUGCCAUCCAGUACCAGCUCCCCCUGCUGCUCAUGCUGAGCUUCACCUACACCUCGCUCACCAUCAUCCGGGCCGUCGUGCAGGAGAAGGAGAGGAAGCUGAAGGAGUACAUGCGCAUGAUGGGGCUCAGCAGCUGGCUGCACUGGAGCGCCUGGUUCCUCCUCUUCUUCUUCUUCCUCCUCGUGGCGGUCUCCUGCGUGACCCUGCUGUUCUGCGUCAAGGUGAAGAAGGACGUGGCUGUGCUCACUCACAGCGACCCCUCGCUGGUCCUGGUCUUCCUGCUGUGCUUCGCCACCUCAUCCGUCUCCUUCAGCUUCAUGGUCAGCACCUUCUUCAGCAAAGCCAACAUGGCAGCUGCCAUAGGGGGCUUCCUCUACUUCUUCACCUACAUCCCAUACUUCUUCGUUGCUCCCCGAUACAACUGGAUGACUCUCAGCCAGAAGCUGCUCUCCUGUCUCCUGUCCAAUGUUGCCAUGGCGAUGGGAGCCCAGCUCAUAGGAAAAUUUGAAGCAAAAGAGCCCACGUGCUGGGGGGUGUCCUCCCGGGAGGACCUUGGAGGGGUGGAGGGGGCUGUCGCCGCCAAGAGGAGGCAGGAGGGUGAGCAUGAGCUUCUGCAUGGCUGUGGCGUUGUGCUGGCCUUUCCCAAAUUGAUUGUUUCUGGUGUUUUGUUUUUUUCAAUCAGAUCCAAACCACCCAAAAGAGAUGAAAAGGAAAGGAAAAGGCGGAGUCCUUCCCCUAAGCCCACCAAAGUACACAUCGGUAGGCUCACCAGGAAUGUGACUAAGGACCACAUCAUGGAAAUAUUCUCCACCUAUGGGAAAAUUAAAAUGAUUGACAUGCCUGUAGAAAGGAUGCAUCCCCAUCUGUCUAAAGGCUAUGCAUACGUGGAGUUUGAGAACCCAGACGAAGCCGAGAAGGCACUGAAGCACAUGGAUGGAGGACAAAUCGACGGCCAGGAGAUCACUGCCACCGCUGUGCUGGCCCCCUGGCCUCGGCCACCCCCCAGGCGAUUCAGCCCUCCGAGGAGGAUGCUGCCACCACCUCCCAUGUGGCGUCGGUCGCCCCCACGAAUGAGAAGAAGGUCACGCUCCCCGAGGCGCAGGUCCCCCGUGCGCCGGCGGUCUCGCUCCCCUGGCCGCCGCCGCCACAGGAGCCGUUCCAGCUCCAACUCCUCCCGAUAAGCAGGGCCCCCGGAGCUCUGCGCCCUGUGACUUCGAUCCCAUCCACUUCAGCUUUGUCACUUUUCUAGCCAAAGGAGGGUUGGUUGGAAAUUCCUCACUCAGGGCAGGCUUCGAGGACAGCAACUGAGACGUUUCCUCUGAAGGCAGAGUUCCAGAGCAGUGUUCAUGGUUUGGGGUUGUGCCUGUAAGCAUGCCCUCCAGGUUUCUGGCUAGAAAGCUCCCAUAUUUCCAGUUCCUAAGAGAGUCCAUCCAGUGGCAAAGCCAGCAGGGACAAAGCAGGGCUCCAGGUGGUAGUGUGGCCCCAGCCUGGGGGUGGGGUACCUGUUUCAUUUCCACAAAUGACUGGGGGCCGGUCGGGGGUCCCGGUCCUGCCAUCGCUUGUUGGUCUGCAGGGUCCCUCAGGAAAGGGUGCACCUGGGUGCAGCUGCCGUUCCUGCUCGCCUUGGCCCUGCUCCCCUGAUCGGCUCCUCUUCCAGCACCUGCGGUCAAACGGCCCCUGUUAGUUCCAGGAAAUGGUUCUGUUUCUACGUGUACUCACGCACGCACAUACCCCAUGUCUCCCUUCCUCUGAAAUUGGUGGGCAUAACGAGAGCCAGCUCUGCAGGGUCAUCAUGGACCACCCCCUGCUGCAGCUGCUGCUCAGGGUGCUCUUGCAGGUUACCUGGGCAACAUGUACAUUGCUUCUCUUGGCUUUUAUUGUACAGUCAGUACUAUAAAUUUGUUGUUUUGAGUUUUGUAACUUGUAGCAUUUUAGGCGCCGUUGUGCUUGUACUUUGUUGUGUAGAGUGAAGGGAUUGUGUUGAAUAAACAGGAUUAGAAUACAGUGA